AUGAACGAUCAAGAUCUCAUGGCUAUGACAUGCACCCUUCGCCUCGAGCGUGAUAUUGCACACGUCAGGGGAGUAGAACAAGUAACACUCACCAAAGGCACGCCAGUCCAGAUGUACAAACUGCUCGACUUAGCAACAGCAAUACCCUCUGUCCAAGUAAGGAGAGCUAUGGUAAAGGCAACUCUGGAAUCGCGAGACCUAAAAAUCCCUUUGCUCAAGCGCACAUUUACCCAAACAGCUUCAACCCGAGCUGUUCCGUUUGUCAUCUGUUGGGUGCUGAGUCUAGAUGAUGAAAUUCGGGUCGCAACACGGAUCCGAAAGGCAGCUGAGUUUUGUGUCGAAGAUCUCAAACGACAUGACAGGUCCAACCAAAGUUUGGAUACCAGUGUACCGUGGUAUGAGAGUUCGGAUUGGUACAAGGCGUUUAGCCUUCAAAUACUUAAGAAUGGGCGUCUUCGUCUUCGUCUGGCUGGAUCCCCUCUUCCUCCCGCCGGUUUCUUCUUCACAGGUCCCAAACAACUUGGACCACGCCCCGCCAUGGCCAACGGCAAGGCUAUCAUCUUCUGUUUCUUCGUCGCCUUUGGUGGCUUUCUCUUCGGGUAUGACAUUGGUGUCAUCUCAGGAUGUCUCAUUAUGCCAGAUUUUAUCGAACGCUUUGGUGUUCAACACCCAGAUGGAACAUGGGAGUUGGAUGCCCACAGGCAGAGUAUAAUUACGAAACGUUCGUCGGUGCCAUCGGUCAAGCUUUCUCCUCGGAUCGUUUCGGGCGACGAUGGUCUAUCUUAUUUGGUGUGCUAUCUUUACUGCCGGUGUGGCCAUCCAAACCGGGACAGAAGGAGCAUUGCACAGAUAUCCGUUGGUCGUUUUAUUGCGGGCUUGGGUGUAGGUGCCAUGUCGGCUAUUGUCCCACUUUACAACGGAGAAACCGCACCCAAGAAGAUUCGCGGUGCGUUGUUGGUGCUUUACCAGCUUCAAAUCAUUGCAGGGAUCUUCUUGAGUUAUAUCCUCGACUUUGCGACGCAUAAGAUUCCCGGUUCGGCAUCGUGGCGUAUCCCAGUCGGGCUCCAACUUUUGUGGGGCUUGAUCCUGUGCGGUGGAAUCCUGUUUUUGCCUGAAAGCCCUCGUUAUCUUCUGGGCCAAGGACGCGAACAGGAAGCCCGCGAAGCUAUCUCUGCUGUUAAUGGCUAUGCUCCAAAUGAUCCUUUCGUGGAUGACAUUGUUGAGGAGCUUGAGAUUGGUAUUCGCGAAGAAAAUGAGGGAGGUAAAGCAACCUGGGCAGAGUGCUUCUCGACUCGUAACAAACUCUGGAUGCGUACGGGUAACGGAAUGAUGCUCCAGUUUAUUCAGCAAUUGAACGGUCAAAACUUUUACUACUACUACGGUGACACUUUCUUCAAGAGUGCCGGUACCGAUUUGUCUCCCUACAUUAUUCAGAUCAUCCUUGGUGGUGUGUCAUUCGUAGGAACUUUCCCUGCCUUAUAUCUCAUCGAGAGUUGGGGUCGUCGCCGCUCUCUACUCCUUGGAGCUUUCCUCGAAGGCACUUGCUCGCUCAUUGCGGGUCUCGUCGGCCACUUUACACUCGCACCCGCAGACACCCCAAUCGAUAAGCUUACCGCUCGCAAUCGUGCGGGUGGCGAUGUCUUGAUUGCCUUCGCGGUUCUGCACGUCUUCUCGUUCUCUAUCUUCUGGGGUCCAGUUCCCUGGGUAUACCUUGGCGAGUCGUUCCCAUUGCGCGUACGUUCCAAAGCCAUUGCGCUCGGAAGUGCUACCAACUGGAUCUGGAACUUCCUUCUAUCAUUCUUCGCGCCGCGUAUCGCUAAAGAUAUCGGCCCACUCAUCUUGCUUAUCUUCUUCGGCAUGCUCACCUUUGGCUUUGUUUACGUCUGGUUCUGCAUUCCCGAAACCAGAGGACUUAGUCUGGAAGAAGUCGACGAGAUGUAUCGGACCGGUGUCAAGCCUUGGCAUUCGGCUGAUUGGAAGCCUCACCAGAAACACUUGACGCAUACAAGUCAUCCCGAGACUGGGACUCCUACGGAAAAGCCCACGAUUACGGAGAAUGAGAGGGCUGCUUGA
Messenger RNA from Rhizoctonia solani, 2073 nucleotides. Its product is annotated as Sugar (and other) transporter. Bases 1 to 2073 code for a protein of 690 amino acids. The record is from RefSeq and is a predicted model, not a curated record. Gene Ontology annotation, molecular function: carbohydrate:proton symporter activity. Gene Ontology annotation, cellular component: plasma membrane. The transcript is spliced from 13 exons. Lineage: Eukaryota; Fungi; Basidiomycota; Agaricomycetes; Cantharellales; Ceratobasidiaceae. Gene Ontology annotation, biological process: carbohydrate transport; transmembrane transport.